CCUCAGUUCCCCACAUAUUGAUGGCGUCCAUUGGCAGACUCCUAGUAAACCUCUGUUUCCUACGGAUAUAUGGUCUCCAAUGGCAGACUCCUACUAAACAUCAGUUUCUUACAUAUUCAUGGCCUCCGUUGCCAGACUCCUACUAAACCUCUGUUUUCCACACCACAUUUUUUAUAUAUAUAAAGACUCGGAUCUUGGUUAUUUGAUUUAAUCUGAAAAAUGGCUUCUCAGAUUUGGGUGAUGGGCAUCUGCGUUUGGAUGUGUGUGUUCAGCUGUGGCUUCAUUUCUGUGAGCUCAAGGACUGUUGGAUAUGGGGCUGUUUUCAUUGAUUGGAAAGCAGCCAUUGGGAGGAUUGAUGAUGAUUUUGUUUGUGCAACGUUGGAUUGGUGGCCGCCUGAGAAAUGUGACUAUGGAACAUGCAGCUGGGGUCGUGCUUCUCUGCUCAAUCUGGAUCUUGGCAACAAUAUUCUAUUAAAUGCCAUAAAAGCUUUUUCUCCGUUGAAACUUCGACUGGGUGGGAGUUUGCAAGAUAAGGUGAUAUAUGGUAGUGAAGAAAAGCAGCAACCUUGUAUUCCUUUUGCCAACAAAACCUCAGAGAUGUUUGGUUUCACCAAGGGUUGCUUACCCAUGCAUAGAUGGGAUGAAUUAAACAACUUCUUCAACAAAUCUGGGGCUAAGAUUAUUUUCGGCUUAAAUGCUCUCUAUGGCAAAUCUAUUCAGUCUGAUGGGUCUGCCAUUGGAGCUUGGAACUACACUAAUGCUGAAUCUCUAAUACGUUAUACUGUCAAAAACAACUACACCAUUCAUGGUUGGGAACUGGGAAAUGAAUUGAGUGGGGAUGGAGUGGAAACAAGAGUUGCAGCAGAUCAGUAUGCCUUAGACACUAUCUCUUUGCAAAGGAUAGUCCAAAAUAUUUACAGUGGGAUAGAGCCGAAGCCCCUGAUCAUAGCACCAGGAGGAUUCUUUGAUGCAAACUGGUUCAAAGAAUUCUUAGACAAGGCAACCACAUCUUUGGAUGUCGUCACCCACCACAUAUAUAAUCUAGGAGCAGGAGUUGAUGAGCACCUCGUUGACAAGAUCCUUGACCCAUCCUAUCUUGAUGGUGAGGCUAAUACGUUUAGGGAACUCCAUGACAUCCUCAAGACUUCUGCAACUUCAGCAACCGCCUGGGUUGGUGAGGCAGGAGGGGCUUACAACAGUGGCCACAACCUUGUCACCAAUGCAUUUGUGUUUAGUUUCUGGUACUUGGAUCAGCUUGGAAUGGCAUCCGCCUACAACACAAAGACAUACUGCAGACAGUCUUUUAUUGGCGGAAACUACGGUUUACUUAACACCACUACCUUUGAACCAAAUCCAGACUACUACAGUGCUCUUCUUUGGCACCGACUAAUGGGAAGGAAAGUUCUGUCGACUAGCUUUUCUGGGACAAAGAAAAUACGUGCUUAUGCGCACUGCGCAAAACAUUCUAAAGGAAUCACAAUAUUGUUAAUCAACCUAGACAACAGCACCACUUUCCAGGCCAAAGUAGCCUUCAAUAGUAGUUGGAGUUUGCGACACCAGCGCAGGGCUCAUAGAAGCCGAUACAAGCACAAGACUUGGGGUUUAAGACAUAAGCACAGGUUUCAUAAAAUUCGACCAGCUCAUAGAAAAAUUGAAAGUGGAAGAGAAGAAUACCAUCUAACAGCAAAAGAUGGGAAUUUACACAGCCAAACGAUGCUGCUAAAUGGAAAUGUUUUAACUGUAAAUUCAUCUGGGGAAAUACCUCCUUUGGAGCCUUUGUAUGCAAAAUCCUCGAACCCAAUAAAGGUAGCUCCCUUCUCUAUUGUAUUUGCUCACAUCCCAAAUCUAGUUCUCCCUGCUUGCAUGUAGGAGGGCACUAGAUGGAACUAAAUUUGGUGCCAUCUAGUAAUCAUAUAAGUUAGAGAAUUCAAGGGAAACAAUUUUAUCCUUUUUUGUUAGUGAAGUAUAAUUCUUUUUUUUCCUUGUAAACUGCUUUUAAUCAAUAUGAAGUUCUUUCUUUCUAUCUCAAA
Alnus glutinosa is the source of this 2030-nucleotide messenger RNA. Its product is annotated as heparanase-like protein 3. The record is from RefSeq and is a predicted model, not a curated record. The transcript has 8 exons. Gene Ontology annotation, cellular component: membrane; plant-type cell wall. The coding region runs from base 220 to 1869 and encodes 549 amino acids. Gene Ontology annotation, molecular function: beta-glucuronidase activity. Lineage: Eukaryota; Viridiplantae; Streptophyta; Magnoliopsida; Fagales; Betulaceae.